Molecule: messenger RNA, 2203 nt
Organism: Jaculus jaculus (lesser Egyptian jerboa)
Lineage: Eukaryota; Metazoa; Chordata; Mammalia; Rodentia; Dipodidae
Gene: Pofut2
Product: protein O-fucosyltransferase 2
Exons: 9
Coding region: 15-1304 (429 amino acids)
Biological process (GO): protein O-linked glycosylation via fucose
Molecular function (GO): peptide-O-fucosyltransferase activity
Source: RefSeq, a predicted model, not a curated record
UGGCCGCCGGGGCCAUGGCGGCGCUCAGCGUCGUCUGCCUGCUGCUAGCUGCGGCGUCGUGGCCGCCAGCUUCGCCUUCGGGCGAGGAGUUCUGGCCUGGGCAGUCGGCGGUCGACAUUCUGACCGGGGCGGCGUCCCGCAGACGGUACCUUCUAUAUGACGUCAACCCCCCGGAAGGCUUCAAUCUCCGCAGGGACGUCUACAUCCGAGUCGCCUCUCUGCUGAAGACCCUCCUGAAGACUGAGGAGUGGGUGCUUGUCCUGCCCCCGUGGGGCCGUCUCUACCACUGGCAAAGCCCUGACAUCCAUCAGGUCCGGAUCCCCUGGUCCGAAUUCUUUGAUCUUCCAAGUCUCAAUCGAAACAUCCCAGUCAUUGAGUAUGAGCAGUUCAUUGCAGAGUCCGGCGGGCCCUUUAUCGACCAGGUGUACGUCCUGCAAGGUUAUGCUGAGGGCUGGAAGGAGGGCACCUGGGAGGAGAAGGUGGAUGAGCGGCCCUGCAUUGACCCCCCGCUGUACUCACAGGACAAGCACGAGUACUACAGAGGAUGGUUUUGGGGCUAUGAAGAGACGCGGGGUCUGAAUGUCUCCUGCCUGUCCGUUCAGGGAUCAGCUUCCAUUGUUGCACCUGUGCUUUUGAAAAACACUUCUGCUCGGUCUGUGAUGUUGGACAGAGCUGAAAACCUGCUUCAUGACCACUAUGGAGGCAGAGAAUACUGGGAUACACGGCGCAGCAUGGUGUUUGCCAAGCACCUGCGGGCUGUUGGAGACGAGUUCAGGAGCCAGCACCUUAACUCCACUGACGUCGCCGACAAGGUUCCCCUGGAGGAGGACUGGACGCAGAUGAAGGUCAAGCUGGGCUCAGCACUAGGUGGCCCUUACCUCGGAGUCCACCUGAGAAGAAAAGACUUCAUUUGGGGCCACCGGGAGGAUGUGCCCAGCCUGGAGGGUGCGGUGAGGAAGAUCCGCAGCCUCAUGAAGACUCACAAGCUGGACAAGGUGUUCGUGGCCACAGAUGCCAUCAGGAAGGAACAGGAAGAGCUGAGGAAGCUGCUACCAGAAAUGGUGAGGUUUGAGCCCACCUGGGAAGAGCUGGAGCUGUACAAAGAUGGAGGUGUGGCCAUCAUCGACCAGUGGAUCUGCGCGCAUGCCAGGUUUUUUAUUGGUACUUCUGUCUCCACAUUUUCUUUUCGUAUUCAUGAAGAAAGAGAAAUACUGGGGUUGGAUCCCAAGACAACAUACAACAGAUUUUGUGGAGACCAAGAGAAAGCGUGUGAGCAGCCCACACAUUGGAAGAUUGCUUACUGAGGGCCACCUGUGCCCACUGGCCAUCUGUCAGGAGUUUCACACAGGUUCCCAGGGGAAGCCCACAUUGUCAGCCAGCAACACGAAGCCCUUCUGGUCCCACGUGUCCAUGGGCUGACAUCUGUCUGGUGAGGCUGUGCCACAUCCAGGGUUUGCAGUUGUCUUAUAUCAGGACCUGUGGAACUGUGUCUCAGAUGUACAGUGUACCUGUGUGCGGAUCUGAAAACAUAGGAAGUGUUGGUAGUCCCGAGGUGGAGGCCCCUCAACUGUCCUGAGAUGGUUGAGUACAGCUGGUGGGUGGCUCCAGUGGACGUGGAGCUGGUGGCUCUGAGGCUCUUGCUGCAGUUCUCCAUCUGCUGACAGGUCCUGUCACAAGCUCCCCAGCGUGACCAGGGGCCAAGAACCCUGCCCUCUGUGGCACCUGGCUGGAUUUACUCACCAGGGUACUGUGAAGCUCAUGACAGCCUUUGAACCUGGCUAGUGACUUCCCUCACACUUAGGUGCACACAUACGGUCCCAGGCUCACCACUCUGCUGUGAAAUGGAAGUGAGAAGUGACAGUUCCAUGAACUUCAGAAGGCCCUGUGUAGUUGCCCCGCUGAUUUAGAGUCCUUUCCUUCGCUGCACUGGGGGUCGUUUGCACCGAGUGAGGCGGCGUCAGUACCGUGGGGUGUGGGCAGCCCCCAUACCGACACCUCACAGAGGCCCAGUGCUGUGCACUGAGCAGCCCCUUCGCCUGGCCGAGUGUAGCUGGCCUGGCUACUGCCCGGGUCUCCAAAGUGCAAGGAAGACCCAGACCACAGACAGGGUCCUGUGGGUCACUCAGCCAGCCAGAUGAAAUCACAUAUAUUUAUUCUUUCCCAUUUGUACAUCCAAAUGUCAAUAAAAUAGGUUUUCUAGAAA